UAAUGGAAUAGUAGCUGUGGUUGUGAUUCUCAUUGUGUUCAUCACCUUCAUCAUCUGCUGCUGCUGCCCCUGCUGCUGUAUCUAUAAAAUGUGUAGAAAACCCAGACCUGUGGUAACAACGCAAGUAACCACAGUCACGAAUGUGCAAAGCAUUCAGCAGCAGCAGCAGGCGGUCCAGUACCCACAAUACCAACCAGUGCCGACUCAACCAGGUUACGGUGGUCAGCCAAUGCAGAUGGGACCAUAUCAGGGACAGCAAUAUGCACCAGGACCCCCACCUCCAUAUCACAUAGCCACGAGUCCUGGAUAUCCCACUGGUCAGAGUGCAUAUGAUGGAGGCCAGGCCAUGUACCCCAUGCAACCGCCUGCCCAGCCAGGUGUUGCUUAUAUGCAUUCAGAGACAUCGAGUCAGCCGCCCUACAACCCCGCCUACAUGCAGCCACCAAACACUGGUUACUAAACCACAACCGUCUAUCACAUCAGUCACUGCUGGAUUGUGGAGGUUGAUGCACUUUCGCUAGGCAGUAAGAAUGUGUCUAAUUCAAUUACAUGAGACUAUUGGAUGUGCUAUAGUCAGGGUUUUUAGAGUUUUUAUUACUUUCACUUUCUUUCAGUUUAGUUUUUGCUCUGUGACACACUGGAAAAAUGGGAAUUGUAAAUAAAACAAAGACUGCUACAGCACAUUUUUGAAGAAAAUACAAUUUCAGUCUUUCUGCUUUCAACAAGAAUAAAUACAGUAUUUUUUUAAAUGCAGUUUUAGUGUUUUCUACUUUCAGCAUUAUUCUAGUAUUGUUAUUUUACUUAACUGUACUGAUAAGCAACAAAAAAUUUAUAUACUAAAAAAUAAAAUCUUAUAUCUAACUUCUCGUUUUUAUUUUAAUUAUUCUUUUUAGUUAAUGUUUUUUAGUUUUGGUUUAUGUAAUUUUGUUACAGAGUUUUUUUUAAUAUAUUUUUUAUACAACAGUGUAAUACUCACAGAAAUAUAAAUGUAUUGGUUUUUACAUUUUUAAUAGCAGGAACAGUGAUUCUAUUUAUAAAAUGUGUCAACAAGUUUUCCAUUUUGAGUUUUUGAAUAACAAUAGUGUCACAAAAUUUAGACAAUUAUGUUAUGACUUUGUAGUCAUAAGAAUGGCUGUCAAGGUAGUAAAAAUUUUUACAUUUUUGAUAAAGCAACCUUUGUUAAGCAUUAGGAAACCACUGUUUUUGCAGUUCCCUUUCAGACUGUAUUAUCUUUUUCAGGAGACAUGGUGCAGCUUGUUUGUUUAAAGUCUAUACAUUGUGUAAAUGUUCAGCUGGUGUUUUUUUUUUUUUUUUAUAUAUGUGUGUAAGAUGUCUUUUUUUUGUCUUUUUUUUUUUUU
Messenger RNA from Labeo rohita (rohu), 1358 nucleotides. Its product is annotated as protein shisa-5-like. The coding region runs from base 89 to 460 and encodes 123 amino acids. Lineage: Eukaryota; Metazoa; Chordata; Actinopteri; Cypriniformes; Cyprinidae. The record is from RefSeq and is a predicted model, not a curated record. The transcript has 3 exons.